UUUUUUUUUUAGCUUGUGGGAAUGUAGAUAUUUGAACAGCUUAUUUCCUGAUGUUUAUUCAAUAGUUACUUAUACAAUAUUUAUACUACAUUUUAUAUAUAUAUAUAAAGGCCUAGGAAAUUUAUUAUUUCUAAAAGUACUUCUUUGCUUUAAGGCAAUGCUGAGCUCUUGCCAUUUCUAAUAUUUAGUUCAGGCUUAUUUUGGUUUUCUGUCAUUCUACAUGUCUUGUCAGUAGGAUGACAGCUCUUCCCACAGUUGUUUGAGUCUGAAUUUGCUGAAAACUGUUUGUCGUUUUGUUUUGCCAAACCCAGAGAUUGUGAUCAAGGAGGUGGUUAGAUGUUUCGUUUGUUUUGUCCACCAGCCAGACCCAAAGAAUUUGCUUCAGAGUCUGGUUACUUGCAUACAGGCAGACUGUGCUCUGUCUUUGCUGUUGACAAUGCAGGUGAUCAUACUAGUUAGCAAGCUGCUUCCAGAAACAGACAUUGAUACAUGAGUGUAGUUUAUAAUCACAGGCAUCAACUUACCAGUGCUUGUCGGGCAUCCUGAAUAACAGGUCAAUGUAAGCAAUUGAGAGACAUUUCAUUCAGUCUUCGGUCUUGUAUCCUGAGAGCAACAGCUCUGACACACAAAGGCAGAGAAAAGGAACUGAAGAGGCCCAGAAGGAAAUGGCCUCACAGCUCUUGAUGAGUGGACUUAAAAACAGGAAGGAUCCAAAUUCAGCGCCAUACAGUGUUAACCUCAUGCAUGGACACAGUGUGGUUAGUGCUAAAUGAAACCAGGUCCAAGGAUGACAUAUAAGAACUGCUGAAAGCUUUUGUUUUUGGCUGUCUUUUGUUCGUAGUGCUUCACACAAGAGGAGUGGGAGUUAUGUGGUAACAAACUGAACUGGUGUGAUCAGUUCUGCAGGUUUAUUUUUAUACUGUAGCAAGGAGCUUCAAACACCUGGUACAAUUAUCACAAAAAUGACUUUGAGAAGGAAGAUGAGAGGAAGUGUCCUCGCUCUGAUGAAUGAGGGUCGCAAAACACAAAUCAUUCUUCUGGAUGAGAGGCGGCUAGACAUUCUUGUACAGCCAAAACUCUACACAUUUGAACUUCUGGAUCUUGUGGCAUCCCACUUCAAAUUGCAAGAAAAACACUAUUUUGGACUAGCUUUUCUGGAUGAAACAUCACAUUUCAACUGGUUGCAUGGAGAAAAGAAAGUUUUGGAUCAUGACUUCCCAAGGAAAAGUGGAGUUCUUCAGUUACAUUUCUCUGUCCGAUUCUAUGUGGACACUAUUGGCAUACUGCCAGAUUCCCAGACAGUGGAACUUUUCUACCUCAAUGCUAGGCAAGCAGUGUUCAGGGGGCAAAUUGAGUGCGACAGUGAAACAGUGUUGGAGCUAGCAGCACAUGUUUUACAAGCAUGCAAGGGAGACUUUACCAGUGAUGAAGAAACAAGGGAGCACUUAAAAAGGCUACCAGUUAUACCAACACGCACUCUAAAAGAACACCCAUCAAUCAGUUACUGUGAAGAGAAAGUCAUUGGUUACUAUAAAAAGCUCCUAGGAACAUCAAGAGGCCUCGCAAUUGUGAACUACAUGACAAUUGUAGAAAGACUUCCCACAUAUGGAAUACAUUACUAUGAAGUGAAGGACAAAAGAGAAAUACCAUGGUGGCUUGGCAUUAGCCCCAAAGGAAUAGCUGUAUAUGACAAAAAUGAUAAGACAACACCACGGAGGCUCUUCACUUGGAAGCAUUUAGAAAACUUGUAUUAUCGGGAUAAAAAGUUUUCAAUAGAAGUUCAUGAUCCCAAACGUGAUGGUGGCAGUAUCGUGCACACACUGAGCAGUUUCAACUUGUAUGAAGAUGCCAUUCGUGAGCCCGUUGAACAAUAUGACGACCUGUCCGAUGCAAUCACAGACCCCACCACUCAGGUUUCUGUGAGUCGCAGGACGUUUGGCACCAGUAGUGUCAAUGUGCAUGCAUGGCUGGCCUCCAGCCCACAACUGACCAGGUGCAUCUGGUCUAUGGCAGUUGCCCAGCACAAGUUCUACCUGGACAGGAAGCAGAGCAAGAGCUCGUUAACAGCUGCUCGUAGCAUGAGUGAGAUUGCAGCAGACCUCAGUCGCAGUAGCACGUCCCUUGUUGACUCGGAUCUAAGCCGGAGUGCCAGUUCACAAUCCUUGCCAAGUCUUGGGGGCUCCAGAUUUGAUUUAAACAUGGAGAACUUAGAGUCUCAGAAGGCUGAGCGAGAAAUGUUCAAGGCUUUGAAGGCCAGGAAGGAAGCACUUGAAGAGGCCUUGCGCAGCAAGCUUGAGGAACUGAAGCUGCUUUGCUUUCAGGAAGGGGAGCUCACUGGAGAGCUGCCAAAAGAAACACCGUUAGAAGCAGGUGAACGAGUUCCCACAUUUCGACGGCGUAUUGGAACAUCAUUUGCUCUUUCGCCAAAGACAAUUCACAAGAAAGACCAGAAUGAGGACCAUCUUGCCACACUGGAAUUGGAGUACGAGCUGCAGAGCAAGAUAACAUCAGCUGCCCACAGUUUAGCCCAUGACAAGUCGGUCAGCAAGUAUGUGCGCAAACAACGACGACAGGCAUACAGCCGAGCUUCCACCAAGUUAAAAGAAAUGGAAAAGAAGCUGACAGAAGCCAGGAGAAAAAGCAGCAGGACCAGGACCAGAGAUGACAGACAAGAAAACAACCAAGCUGUAUCCGGUGAAUCUAAAUAUGGUGACCAUGACAUUAUUGGGGGGGAUCAUCACAGACAUUAUGUACAAGACAAGCAUCAUCAACAUACUCAGUCGAUGCUGCCAGCUUCUCCGUCUCAACAAAGCCGUCUGCUCAGUCCCUCACACGGGAGCCCACAUUUGCCUCCGGGGUAUCUCCAGAACACAGGGUUUGACAGCAGGGUGCAAUAUCACCCACAUUAUCCAGCAAUGUCUUCCUCAUCUUCGCGUAAUACACUGUCCCCGAGCUCAUCCCUGAGCCCUGCCAGUACAAGAAGCAUUCAGGAUGAUCUGAGUACAGGCAGCAGCAGUGUGAACUCGUCUUCCAACAACCUUUACAACUUGGGAUUGCAGCAGACCUCUAAAUAUGAGAGUUAUGACUUGCUGAAGUCUCCUUCAUCUUCCAUCACAGACUCAUACGGUGAGGCCACAGAACAGCAACUGCAACUUCCAUCCAAGCAUGGCAGCCUGGACAGAGCCUACAAGAGAGGGGACCAUUCUUAUGGCAGUCUCGACCGCAAGAAACGACAGCACGGUUACAGUGUCGAGCCAAGGGAUACUGGCAGAGAUCAUGUGGUUGGCAGUGGGUCUCUUUUCCUAGAUGUGAAAUCAGGGUAUCAUCAACAGCAGGGCGACUUGAAAUGCAGUUCACAAUCACCCAGCAAAGUAGAGUUGCCUGUUUAUCAUGAGAAGUCUCACCACGGUCCUGAGAACAGUUACUGGAAGGGAAAUACAUACCACGAUGCAGUGCCUUCCUCACUGGCACGCUCUCCUGAAACAAUGUGUGCCAACUGGGGGGUGUCGGGGAAUACCUUUGAGAGCUACAGUCCCCGUCUUUCAGAAACAGCUCAGCAGGCUAGGCUGUCAAGGGAUAUAACCCUUCAACAAAAACAGAUGCAGCAGCUACAUCUCUCACAUCAUUUCCAUCAGCAUUCUCACUCCCAGCCCCAGGAUGCAGUUGUCAGCCCCUACGGUGGCAAGUACGAGCCAGUCCCAGUGCUGCACUUAGAAUCUCGACAACACCCAAUGAGUCCCAGCCAAUCUCAGCCGCAGAGUCCUAGUUCUCCCCCUCCUGCUCCGAGCACUCUUGUUACUGUGACCCGCUUUCAGCCUCACAUGGAGGUCACCAAGCCAUACGAAAUCUCUGAUUUCUUCAAAUACAGUGAACGCCUGCGGAAACAGCGCAUUAUUGAGAACUACCAGCGGCAGCUGAUGGGGGCAACAAAUCUUGACAGAAGUUCUGGGGCCAGCACACCUUCUCACUCUUCCGAUAGCGAUUCCCACUCUCUGUACUCAUCACACUCGGGCUCCUCUCUCUCCCAUGCCCAGCGGCUGGCGGCCACAUCUACUGCCUUUUUCGCCAGCCCAAGUAAAGGUGGUAGCUUGGUAUACAGCCACCCAGCAUCUCCCCAAUUCCAUAAGCAUGAACCUGACCAAGGAUCUUACAUUCCUGCAGAUCAAACUCAGACCCCCCUUGCUGCUCGAGAGCAGCCCCCCUACAUUGGAUACAGCGCACGAGAUGUAGUGACAUCGUCAUCUUUAUCAGAGUUCCAGACAGUAAGGAGCCAAGGCCCAUCUCUACAUUUUGCCACAGGCCAGACACAUUCUUCUUACAGAGAUCAGCACGUGCACACAGCAGCCAGUGCUAAGCACUUGCACUAUCAGCCACCCACCCCUAUGACAUGUCAGCCCGUAAGAGAUCAGACUGUAUUUAAGGGCGGAGGGCCAGGGAAGUAAAUCAAACAGGGUGGAAGUAAGGGCUAGACCAUAGCAAGGUCUUCUAUUCAGAUGCAGUUUAUUAUAAUUUUUUUCCCGCAUCAAGUGUCACUUGUUUGUCUGCUGGUGGGCAGCAUCCAUUUAAAUUCUUGAUCGUUAAACAAGAGCUUCAGUCUGAUAUUUUCCUAAGUGCAAUGUGUUCUUAAAGUGAAAUUGCUGAAUACCUGGGCAAGGUUAUGUGCCAUCCUCUGGCUUUGUAGUUGAAUAGUGACUGCUUUAAGUGUUUACAUACUGUUAGAGAAACAACUUAGGAUUGUCUAGAUUAAGGCAGGAUUGAAAUAAAAAAGAACAGGGUAUUGUAAUAGUAAAGUCACCAUACUUCUGUUUUUAUCCUCUUGACCGCUUAAAUUAUCGAAAUUCAUCAGAGGCACUGGCGGUCAUUUAGAAAACAUAUCAGUCCUUCAUAUUUUAUAAACAAUGCCCUUAGUUGUUUUUUUAAGCAGUGGUUGUAAUAUGUUUACCAGUGAAGUAAUUCUGAAACCAGUGCUUUUAAGCAGCUUCAGUGUUUCAAAAAUGUUCUUUAGUUGUUAAUUUUACUAGGUGAGACCACCUUUGGUGUGUCUGAUUAGUCUGUGUCCAAGAUCACUGCUUCCAUGAUGUUACGAUGCAAGCAGAUUCAGAAACAUCCCUUGUUCUGCUCAAGUGCAGUGCCAAUGAGAGUAGAGUAGCCAUGUUGGACGGAUUAUAGGCAGCACCAUUUGUCUGUUCAUUAUGUUUGGUAUGCCGCACCUUACUCUUAUUCCUUUUUUUGGGAAGUUUGUGUUUUAUUAUAAUUUUGGUGAGUAGAUGGGGAACAUUGCUGAUCUCCAUCCUCUGUGCUGUCAGUGUUUCAUGUCGAGUAUUGCAGCAAGAGACCCUGGUAGUUUCUGUGCUAGAAGAAUCGCUGAGUAUCAUCUUUCUCCUGAAAAGAUGGCAGCAGAAGGAGAAGUUUGGCAAGCAUCACGAUUACCAGUUUAGUGGCUUCAGGCUUCAGUUUCAGGCUAAGCUGCAUGUUUGAUGUAGCAAAAGUGAGCAAAGGAUCUACCAGCAUAAAAGAAGAAAUGAUUCAGGUAAAGGAUUCUAUGCAGAAAUGCACAUUUUGAGAAAAUAUUCUCAGCUUGUAUCACCAGUUUGGGGUGAAAAUACGCACAACAGGUACAGGAAGAGAAACUGAGAACUUAGUGUUUGCUGAUCAGUGACCAGCCAUGCCUAAUCACUUGGAGAAUUUGUGACAAGAAUUUGCAUGCCACUAAUAUAUGCUACAGUGUCUGACUCAUUUAAUGUGGUGAGGUACAGAAGAUAAAGAACAGUCGUUCUGUGUUCUUGGGGGUGGUGGAGGAGUUAGUCUACAUUCCUCUCCCCUUCUUUGCAUGUGUGUGUUUAGUGGCUGAAUAUUAAAUAAUAUAGAAAAGCACCUUAUUAUUUUUAAUGGGCUGCAAUGGAGGUGUUGUUAGAAAAGAGGAGAAAAUAUUAGCUACACUUUAUGAAAGUUAAAUGUUUUAUAACCAUUGAUUAAGAAGAAUGGUAUCUUUUAGUGCAGUUUUCAAUUCUUUCUUUCUUUUGACCUGCUGCAAUAACAUUUUGCUGAAUAUCAUGUCUGCUUUAUUGGUGUUGGUCGACAUUUAAAUACCUUUUAAUGAUGGAAGGUCAUAGUGGUGGUACAUACAAAAUACUAAUACUAAAGAGCUAUCAGCUGUACCAAGCUAGCCUAAUAGUCUACUCUAGGGCUAGCAUCUUAAUAUGAGAAAAAUUGGCCUUGCAUUUGCUACCUGGAGAUCAAGUGACCUGGAAUUAAGUGUGUUAUAGCACAUACAAAGACAAAGAUAAUACUCCUCUGGUGCUAUGUUGCAAGGGACCAGAGCAAUACAAUAAGAGCAUUAUUGGGGUUUUUUAAUCACCUCUGGACGAAUGCAUGAUGGUCAUGUUCCUGUUGUAGUUUGCAGAUCCUAUCAAACAUGAGCGACAGCCAUACAUACACAUGUAUUCCAGUUUCUGGUGUGCAGCAAUGCGAGCAUCUAUAAAUACUCCAUACGAAUAGCACCAGACUGCAAAAAUUGUUUUCAACAGGUGGCAGUUAAUCUCUUACCUGGCCAAAAAUAGCUUGUCACUCGUUCAGCUACCCAAAAGUCAGCAUUUGGCAGUCUCAUUUGACAAACUGAUGUGAAAGAUUAGAUCGUCUAAAGGUCUUACUUCCACCAGCCAUAUUCAAUACUUCAAGAGCCUUUCAACCCUUUUAUUUUGAAUAGAAGCCAUCAAGUAGGUCUGGUGGUUAAUUUUAGGAGUGUGCAUUAUGCCCUCUCGUUCAUUGUAAGAUCUGAACAGCAGCAUGGAUGCCAUCAACAAAAGAAUCCCUUAGCAUCUCUUUCUUUGCUGCUGGCAGUGGAGAUUUUGUAAACAAAGUGGUGAUGGUUUAUUUAUUACCCCAACCCCCCACUCACCUGGCGUAGUUUUGUUUCAGCAGGUGGUAAAUAAAUGUGUUAAUGUUUGAUACAGAGGAGGCAUUAUAGGAUAUCUUUUUUUAAAAAAAAUUGCUGCUGUUCCAUUUUAUGCUGUUUCUUACAAUGUACAGAUGGCCACUAUUUGGUUAACAGCAUUUGUUUUGGUGGUGUUGUGAAGCAGGGUGUGUGUCCAUGACUAUGGUUUGUCUUUUUUCCAGGAUAACUUAUAUAUAUAUCAGCCAGAACUUCCGAUAAGGACAAUUUUUUUGUGAACUUCAUAGCUAGAUAAGACUGCACAUUCAUCAUUUUUUAUCAGUUUGGAGAUAACACAGAAGACAGUAGUAAAAAUUCCACCUGUUCCAUUACAUUGGUGAACUCAGAUUGGGAUGUGAAAUCAUCUACAUCAGCAGACUAUCAUUCUCCCUAAUCGUGACCAUGUGCACAUUAUUAGCUAAGAAAUAGAAGGAAGGCUGAUUA
Molecule: messenger RNA, 7375 nt
Organism: Pomacea canaliculata
Lineage: Eukaryota; Metazoa; Mollusca; Gastropoda; Architaenioglossa; Ampullariidae
Product: FERM domain-containing protein 4A-like
Exons: 22
Coding region: 963-4442 (1159 amino acids)
Biological process (GO): establishment of epithelial cell polarity
Cellular component (GO): cytoskeleton
Source: RefSeq, a predicted model, not a curated record